Messenger RNA from Cyanistes caeruleus (blue tit), 2216 nucleotides. NCBI's taxonomy places the organism in Eukaryota, Metazoa, Chordata, Aves, Passeriformes, Paridae. The record is from RefSeq and is a predicted model, not a curated record.
CAUGUUCUCAAUCCACUCUCCAGCUGUAGUUGCUCAGCAGGUGUUUUUUCCCUUGUUAACUUUGUUUUUGCAGAGGUGCUGCCACCAUCCCUGAUGGGCUUGGACUUGUCCUGCAGCAGAUCUAUCCUGGGAGCAACUGGCAUUGGCCCUGUUAACAUUGGGAAAUCUUACAGCAGCUUCUCACUGAAGCCACUCCUGUAGCCCCAUCACUACUAAAACCCUGACACACAAUGGCCGUGUUAUAAUGCAUGGAAGUAAUGAAGCCUUUAAUUGAUGAAGAAGACUCAGAUGGCAUUUCAGAUGAAGAGCAUGAGAAUGCUUUCCUGCCAGUUAAGACGCACUACCAGCUUGAUAAUGAAGAAGGCAUUACGUUUAUGCAAACACUGACUCACCUCCUCAAGGGAAACAUUGGAACUGGGCUUCUCGGUCUUCCGCUUGCAAUAAAAAAUGCUGGCAUUGUGGUUGGACCAAUCAGCCUUGUGUUCUUAGGAGUUAUAUCUGUUCACUGUAUGCACAUCUUGGUACGUUGCAGCCACUGUCUGUGUCAGAGGGUGAAGAAGUCCUCCUUGGGAUAUAGUGAUACAGUUAGCUGUGCAAUGGAAGUAGGGCCCCUAGCUGCUCUUCAGAAACGAGCUUCCUGGGGCCGGUAUAUUGUAGACUUUUUCCUAGUGAUAACACAGCUGGGAUUUUGUGGCGUUUAUGUUGUGUUCUUGGCAGAAAAUGUGAAACAAGUCCAUGAAGGAUUCUUGGAAAGUAAGAUUGCUUCUAUGAAUGCUAGUACCACUGGCAGUUCCUCUGAGAAAAGGAAUACUGAUUUACGAAUAUACAUGCUGUGCUUCCUGCCUUUCCUGGUCCUCCUGGUCUUCAUUCGUGACCUUAAGAGCUUGUCCUUGCUUUCAUUGCUUGCCAAUCUGUCCAUGGCUGUCAGCCUGGUGAUUAUUUACCAGUAUAUUGUUAGAGAUCUAGCAGAUCCUCGAAAACUGCCUCCUGUGGUUGGCUGGAAGAAAUACCCACUGUUUUUUGGGACGGCAGUAUUUGCUUUUGAAGGAAUCGGUGUGGUGCUGCCAUUGGAAAACAGGAUGAAGGACAGCACACGUUUCCCCCAGGCACUGAACAUUGGGAUGGGAAUAGUCAUGGCAUUGUACAUCUCACUGGCCACCCUAGGGUAUCUGCGCUUUGGGGAUGAAGUCAAAGGCAGCAUAACUUUAAACCUGCCACAGGACAAGUGGUUGUAUCAGUCUGUAAAAAUUCUGUACUCCUUUGGGAUUUUUGUGACGUAUUCAAUUCAGUUCUACGUCCCUGCAGAGAUUCUCAUUCCAGUUGUCACUUCCAGAGUGAAGCAGAAGUGGAAGUUACUCAGUGAGCUUGUGGCAAGAGCACUAUUAGUCUGCUCAACCUGUGCACUAGCAGUUCUGAUCCCUCGCCUAGACCUGGUGAUUUCUUUCGUUGGAGCCGUCAGCAGCAGCACUCUGGGACUGAUUCUGCCACCUCUAGUUGAAAUCCUCACUUUCUACAAGGAAAACUUAAGUUUAUGGACAAUAUUUAAAGAUGUGUUUAUAGCUGUUGUUGGAUUUGUUGGAUUUUUAACGGGGACGUAUGUGACGGUUGAAGAAAUCAUUUAUCCGGCAUCCACAGUUCUUGCUAAUGCAACAGGAAGCUUUCCUGCAGAUUUAAAUGCUACAGACUUUGUGGUUGGGUUAAAGUAAUUAACCAGGCACUGUGAACUAUUUUGUUCCUUAACAAGAAAUUCUUGACUCAGGACCUGUUUUCAACUACUGGUACUGUGUAAAGAGGUACAAUUUGUAAGAGAUGUAGGAUAUACAUGUGAAAAUACAUUAUUUUUUUAGAAAGUAAUUAUAUAUCUCUUCUGGAAUUUGAAUGAAAAGUUACAAGAUUUUGUUUUGUUCAUCAAAGCAAUAUUACUUUCAUGCAAAAACAUUCAACAUCACACAUCAUAAGCAAUUUAUUUUUGUAUGUUUUGGUAACUGUUACCCUGACCCAUUUUUUACACAGUUUCCUUAUCCUUGAUUUCAACUAUACAAAAGUAUGAAAUACUGUAUUUUUAAUUAUCUGUGGCUAGAAGUCUGUAGACUACAUAUCUAUAUUUCUAUUGGAACAUAUAAUAAUUAUUUUUGCAUUCUUAUGUUCUGCCUUAUGUAGUACCUAACAUGCCCUUUACAUAUUUUUGCUUCUUUUGUCUAUUUUGGAAGAAAAAA